Priapulus caudatus is the source of this 573-nucleotide messenger RNA. RefSeq names its product gamma-aminobutyric acid type B receptor subunit 1-like. The transcript has 3 exons. The record is from RefSeq and is a predicted model, not a curated record. Gene Ontology annotation, cellular component: membrane; G protein-coupled receptor heterodimeric complex. NCBI's taxonomy places the organism in Eukaryota, Metazoa, Priapulida, Priapulimorpha, Priapulimorphida, Priapulidae. Gene Ontology annotation, biological process: gamma-aminobutyric acid signaling pathway; G protein-coupled receptor signaling pathway. The annotation marks the transcript as partial. Gene Ontology annotation, molecular function: G protein-coupled GABA receptor activity.
AACUUCAGUGAGAGCUUAUCAUAAUGCAGGGAAAGAGUUCCUCAUCUAGCAGCGAUUCCGUACACUCUCGGCUUUGCCACAGUUUUUGUCUGAGCUUAAACAGAGAUACCCACACCGGGAAAUCACAAGAAACUAGACGGCAAGAUCAGCUCUCUAUUAUAAGAACGAAUCGCGAUGCGCGACGCAGGCCUGACGCAGCGACUGACGCUGCGUCUCGUCGUCCUGUCUGCCUGCGUCAUGACGUCGGCAGCCGUCGACUCCGAGAUCUUUAAGUUCUACGACAAUGUUCCGCCGCCGGAUGGCGUCAUCGACCUCUUCCUAGGAGGAUUCUUCCCGAUGUCGGGAACGUGGGCGGGAGGUCAGACGAUUAUUCCCGUGUUCGAGUACGCCUUAGAUAUGAUCAAUAACAGAAAGGACAUUCUACCUGGAUACCGACUGGUGCUGCAUUGGGCGGAUACACAGUGCAAAUGCGGAAAGGCGAUCAACGAAAUGCACCGCGUCGUGUUUAACGGACCUACGAAGCUGAUGGCGGUUGGAGCUGGCUGCCCCACAUGUACGGAGGCCACGGCAGGA